Messenger RNA from Glycine soja, 1585 nucleotides. Its product is annotated as GATA transcription factor 21-like. The transcript has 3 exons. NCBI's taxonomy places the organism in Eukaryota, Viridiplantae, Streptophyta, Magnoliopsida, Fabales, Fabaceae. Gene Ontology annotation, molecular function: sequence-specific DNA binding; zinc ion binding. The coding region runs from base 229 to 1197 and encodes 322 amino acids. The record is from RefSeq and is a predicted model, not a curated record. Gene Ontology annotation, biological process: regulation of DNA-templated transcription.
CCGCCGUUUCCCAUUCUUAUAAGAGUAGCGUGUAGGAACUGCUGGCCAUUUCUUUUCUCUGUCUUCUCUCCCUCUCAAUCUUCUUCCACCUUUGUAAUAUUGGACAAAAGGAAGACCGUUUCAGUUGCAUAAUAUUGUACUGAUCCCUCUCUCUCUCUCUCUCUCCCUUGGAUCUCUUUGUGAUUUGGUUUGUCUGUGUGUGUGUUUUUAUAUGUGUGUUCCUCCAUCAUGAUUCCAGCCUAUCGCCACUCAGUAUCUUCUGUUAUGCCUCUGGAUCUUAAUGAAGAUCAAAACCACGAGUUCUUCAGUCCAACUCACCACCCUUCCUCUUCGUUUUCUUCUCUAUCUUCAUAUCCUAUUCUCUUCAACCCGCCAAAUCAAGAUCAAGAAGCUCGAUCAUACUACUGGGAACCAACAAAGCAGUACUUACCAAGUCAUGAAGAAGAGACUGAGAAGAUUAUUCCUUCUAGCGGAUCAUGGGAUCACUCGGUGGCAGAAAGUGAGCACAAUAAGGCGACAGUUUGGAAGAAAGCAGAAGAGAGGAAUGAAAAUCUUGAAUCAGUUGCUGCUGAAGAUGGUUCGUUGAAGUGGAUGCCUGCCAAGAUGAGAAUUAUGCGGAAGAUGUUGGUGUCGGAUCAAACUGAUACAUAUACUAAUUCAGACAACAACACUACGCACAAGUUUGAUGAUCAGAAACAACAACUGUCGUCACCGCUUGGAACUGAUAACAGCAGCAGCAACAACUAUUCAAACCACAGUAACAACACUGUUAGGGUUUGUUCUGAUUGCCACACCACCAAGACUCCUCUAUGGAGGAGUGGACCAAGAGGCCCCAAGUCACUUUGCAACGCCUGUGGGAUUCGACAAAGGAAGGCAAGACGAGCCAUGGCAGCUGCUGCGGCUUCUGCAUCGGGAAAUGGAACAGUAAUUGUGGAAGCUAAGAAAUCUGUGAAGGGACGGAACAAGUUGCAGAAGAAGAAAGAGAAGAAGACAAGAACUGAGGGUGCAGCACAGAUGAAAAAGAAGCGGAAGCUUGGAGUUGGAUCAGCAAAGGCAUCUCAAAGUAGAAACAAGUUUGGUUUUGAGGAUUUGACGUUGCGCUUGAGAAAGAACUUGGCUAUGCAUCAAGUUUUCCCUCAGGACGAGAAGGAGGCUGCGAUCCUUCUCAUGGCUUUAUCUUAUGGCCUUGUUCAUUGAUGAACCUUAAUUAAUAGCUAGCUAGCUAGCUAGCUAGAGCUACCACCACUUCACUUAAUUUCAGUUCGUUAUUAAUUAGGUUAAUUUCUUGUAUUGCUGUCUUAUGACUAGCUAGUUUUUGUUAGAUUAUUAUUAUUGUGUGAGAUCAAUGGUUUGAGUACGUUAUAUAUGUGCGAGAAGAGUAUGUAUUGCAGUACUAGUAGUAGUUAGUCAGGAAAUGGGAGGGAAAAUAAAGUUACAUGGGUGUGGGGUGAUCUUAUGUACUUGGUAUGAUAUUAUGUCUGAUUUGAACAAGUUGACGACCAAAAAGUGUGGGUCUCUUCUUGAUCUUAUGUACUUUUGUAUUAAUCUUUUUUUUUAUGUAAAUUUUUUAAUAUCUUUUUUUGUA